UGCACAACCGGAAGCGGCUAAAGCAGAGAGAACGUCGGGUUGGCGCCGUGACUUUCAGUUUUCGUAGUUUAAACCUGAGCGUCUCAGGCCACGGUCCCGCACACGUGACGCCUGGCGGUCACUACGGACGUUGAAGUCCCCGCACCAGCGCCCCACACAGCGGAGCUCCUUGUCCCUGACUGUGUCCUGGGACAUAGGACAGGAGAGGGUGACCAUCUCAGUAUUUCAAGGUCCUUCUGCCUGUCAGUUGGGAGGAAGCAGAUGAAGGGCCUGUGCCCACACCCUUGAAGGCACAAUCUCAAGCUGCAGGAGUCAUUCCUCCCCAGAACGUCACCUGAGGGAACAACCCAGAGCAGGAGGAGGACGAGGACGAAAUGGCUGCUUCUCGGGGACGGUUGACAUUCAGGGAUGUGGCCAUAGAUUUCUCUCAGGAGGAGUGGGAAUGUCUGCACCCAGCUGAGCGGAAACUGUACACGGACGUGAUGCUGGAGAACUACAGGAACCUGUGCUCCCUGGGUCUUGCUGUCUCUAAACCAGACCUUGUUAUCUUUUUGGAGAGAAUGAAGGACGCCUGGGAUGUGCAGCGAAAAAAGGCAGUGUCCAUCCACCCAGCUAUGUCUUCUGCGGACUCCCAGGGCUUGUUGCCAAAACUGGACAUAGAAGAUUCAUUUCACAAAAUGCUUCUGGUAAGAUAUCGAAGGUGUGACCUUGAGUAUCUACCUUUAAUGAAAAAAUGUAGAGAAUGUGACAAAGCCUUUAUUUGGCGUUCAUAUCUUACUGAACAUGAGAGAAUUCAUACAGGAGAGAAGCCUUACAAAUGCAAACAGUGUGGUAAAGCCUUUUACCGCCGUUCCAAUCUUACUCGACAUGAGAGAAAUCAUACUGGAGAGAAGCCUUACAAAUGUAGAGAAUGUGACAAAGCCUUUAUUUGGCGUUCAAAUCUUACCAGGCAUGAGAGAACUCAUACUGCAGAGAAACCUUACAAAUGUGAGCAAUAUGGCAAAGCCUUUAGUCGGCGUUCACGUCUUGCUGUACAUGAGAGAAUUCAUACAGAAGAGAAGCCUUACAAAUGCAAACAGUGUGGUAAAGCCUUUAAUCGGCAUUCAGAUGUUACUAGACAUGAGAUAAUCCAUAGUGGAGUGAAGCCUUACAAAAGUAGAGAAUGUGGUAAAGCCUUCUGUCAGAGUUCAUGUCUUACUCAGCAUCAGAGAAUUCAUACGGGUGAGAAGCCUUACAAAUGUGAGGAAUGUGGAAAAGCCUUUAUUCAGUGUUCAAAACUUAUUAGACACGUGAGAAUUCAUACCGGAGAGAAACCUUACAAAUGUGAACAGUGUGGCAAAGCCUUUUCCCGCGGUUCACAUCUUACUCUACAUGAGAGAAAUCAUACUGGAGAGAAGCCUUACAAAUGUAGAGAAUGUGGUAAAGCCUUCUUUUGGAGUUCAUGUCUUACUCACCAUCAGAGAAUUCAUACGGGUGAGAAGCCUUACAAAUGUAGAGAAUGUAGUAAAGCCUUCUUUUGGAGUUCAAGUCUUACUCAGCAUCAGAGAAUUCAUACGGGUGAGAAGCCUUACAAAUGUGAGGAAUGUGGAAAAGCCUUUAUUCACUGUUCAGAACUUAACAGACACUUGAGAAGUCAUACUGGAGAGAAACCUUACAAAUGUGAACAGUGUGGCAAAGCCUUUACUCAACGUUCACAUCUUACUGUACAUGAGAGAAUUCAUACAGGAGAGAAGCCUUACAAAUGCAAACAGUGUGGUAAAGCCUUUAAUCAGCGUUCACAUCUUACUGGACAUGAGAUAAUCCAUAGUGGAGUGAAGCUUUACAAAUGUAGAGAAUGUGGUAAAGCCUUCUUUCAGAGUUCAUGUUUUACUCAGCAUCAGAGAAUUCAUACUAGAGAGAAGCCUUACAAAUGUGGAGAAUGUGGUAAAGCCUUCUUUCGGAGUUCAAGUCUUACUCAGCAUCAGAAAAUUCAUACGGGACAGAUGCCUUACAAAUGUGAGGAAUGUGGAAAAGCCUUUAUUCAGUGUUCAGAACUUAACAGACACUUGAGAAGUCAUACUGGAGAGAAACCUUACAAAUGUGAACAGUGUGGCAAAGCCUUUAAUCGGCCCUUUAUUUGGCGUUCAUAUCUUACUGAACAUGAGAGAAUUCAUACAGGAGAGAAGCCUUACAAAUGCAAACAGUGUGGUAAAGCCUUUUACCGCCGUUCCAAUCUUACUCGACAUGAGAGAAAUCAUACUGGAGAGAAGCCUUACAAAUGUAGAGAAUGUGACAAAGCCUUUAUUUGGCGUUCAAAUCUUACCAGGCAUGAGAGAACUCAUACUGCAGAGAAACCUUACAAAUGUGAGCAAUAUGGCAAAGCCUUUAGUCGGCGUUCACGUCUUGCUGUACAUGAGAGAAUUCAUACAGAAGAGAAGCCUUACAAAUGCAAACAGUGUGGUAAAGCCUUUAAUCGGCAUUCAGAUGUUACUAGACAUGAGAUAAUCCAUAGUGGAGUGAAGCCUUACAAAAGUAGAGAAUGUGGUAAAGCCUUCUGUCAGAGUUCAUGUCUUACUCAGCAUCAGAGAAUUCAUACGGGUGAGAAGCCUUACAAAUGUGAGGAAUGUGGAAAAGCCUUUAUUCAGUGUUCAAAACUUAUUAGACACGUGAGAAUUCAUACCGGAGAGAAACCUUACAAAUGUGAACAGUGUGGCAAAGCCUUUUCCCGCGGUUCACAUCUUACUCUACAUGAGAGAAAUCAUACUGGAGAGAAGCCUUACAAAUGUAGAGAAUGUGGUAAAGCCUUCUUUUGGAGUUCAUGUCUUACUCACCAUCAGAGAAUUCAUACGGGUGAGAAGCCUUACAAAUGUAGAGAAUGUAGUAAAGCCUUCUUUUGGAGUUCAAGUCUUACUCAGCAUCAGAGAAUUCAUACGGGUGAGAAGCCUUACAAAUGUGAGGAAUGUGGAAAAGCCUUUAUUCACUGUUCAGAACUUAACAGACACUUGAGAAGUCAUACUGGAGAGAAACCUUACAAAUGUGAACAGUGUGGCAAAGCCUUUACUCAACGUUCACAUCUUACUGUACAUGAGAGAAUUCAUACAGGAGAGAAGCCUUACAAAUGCAAACAGUGUGGUAAAGCCUUUAAUCAGCGUUCACAUCUUACUGGACAUGAGAUAAUCCAUAGUGGAGUGAAGCUUUACAAAUGUAGAGAAUGUGGUAAAGCCUUCUUUCAGAGUUCAUGUUUUACUCAGCAUCAGAGAAUUCAUACUAGAGAGAAGCCUUACAAAUGUGGAGAAUGUGGUAAAGCCUUCUUUCGGAGUUCAAGUCUUACUCAGCAUCAGAAAAUUCAUACGGGACAGAUGCCUUACAAAUGUGAGGAAUGUGGAAAAGCCUUUAUUCAGUGUUCAGAACUUAACAGACACUUGAGAAGUCAUACUGGAGAGAAACCUUACAAAUGUGAACAGUGUGGCAAAGCCUUUAAUCGGCGUUCACAUCUUACUAGACAUGAGAUAAUCCAUAGUAGAGAGAAGCGUUACAAAUGUAGAGAAUGUGGAAAAUCCUUUGUUCAUUGUUCACAGCUUACGCGACACAUGCGGAUUCAUAAUGGACGGAAACUUGAAAAGUGAAGAAUUUGGAAAACCUUAUUGCUGGACCUACAGCCUCCCUCAGUAACUGAGAAUACGUACUGGAGAGAAAUUCUCCGUUUCUAAUACAUGAUAAAAGACCUUCAUCCAAAAUAUGUGCUUCAGAAUACCCCACCGAAUUCAUGCUACAAAGUGACUUUAAAGAUGUUAAAAAAAUAUGGGGAAGUGCUUAAUCAAAACUCAGCUCUGAAAUAUCAGAGAAUUGAUAUCAGAAUGUAGUAAGUGAAGAACACUUUUGACAGAUUACUGUAAAUAAGAGUACUUAUAAUAAAUAAGCAAAUGUUAAAAAACUUAGAAGUCUUCCUUUUUAAUCUGUUUCAACUUAUCAAGGGGAUGGAUGUUGGACAGGUAUAAUUGCCGUCAGUGUAUUUUUGUUUAUUGGAAUUACAUGAGGUAGAUUUUCAAAAGGAAAUGUUAAUGUGAUUCCAGCAUGAAGUCACUUGACACUAUAUUUUUACACCUAGUGUGUGUGUGAAUCAUGGGUUGAUUGUUGCUGCCUCAAAGAUGUGAGAGCCCUUGUAUGUUGGGUGGGAUUCACUCAGAUCUCCUUUUCCCUGGAAGACUGAGGGCACUGUAAUACACAAUGUAUGAAGAAAUCUAAAUGGAGAUGCUGUUUGGUUGACUUAGAACAUUGAUGUAAGUCACUGUGAGGUAGGUG
Messenger RNA from Rhinolophus ferrumequinum (greater horseshoe bat), 4281 nucleotides. Its product is annotated as zinc finger protein 91-like. Gene Ontology annotation, biological process: regulation of DNA-templated transcription. The record is from RefSeq and is a predicted model, not a curated record. The transcript has 7 exons. Bases 375 to 3605 code for a protein of 1076 amino acids. Lineage: Eukaryota; Metazoa; Chordata; Mammalia; Chiroptera; Rhinolophidae.